Molecule: messenger RNA, 2278 nt
Organism: Polypterus senegalus (gray bichir)
Lineage: Eukaryota; Metazoa; Chordata; Cladistia; Polypteriformes; Polypteridae
Gene: kcng4a
Product: potassium voltage-gated channel, subfamily G, member 4a
Exons: 3
Coding region: 154-1698 (514 amino acids)
Biological process (GO): potassium ion transmembrane transport; protein homooligomerization
Cellular component (GO): voltage-gated potassium channel complex; membrane
Molecular function (GO): protein binding; delayed rectifier potassium channel activity
Source: RefSeq, a predicted model, not a curated record
GCCAUAGCGCUGCAGGAAUACUUUUAAGUACUGCAUAUUGUAUAUCUGAGAGGACAUUGUAAGGAAAGAGAAGACAAAAUAAACCUGUCUUCCCAAACAAUGUGCUGCUUUAUCUGAUCUUGGUGAUCUUGCACUCUGAUCCUUAACUUCGUCAUGCCGAUUAUCUCGGGAACUGGAGACCAGGACUACAGUAAUUUAAGCCUCAGUGACAGCAGUAGCCUUGAUCAUGAAUUUACCAGCAUCCCCGAAACUCAGACCAUCAAAGGGGUUUACUACCAAAGGGCCAGAAGACUAUACUCUAGAGAUAAGACAUACACAGUUGACCAGAAUCACCAGAUCAUUAUUAAUGUGGGAGGCAAUCGGUACGUUAUUCCAUGGAGCACCCUGGAUGAGUUUCCCCUCACACGUCUGGGUAAACUGAAAUUAUGCAGCAAUUAUGAGGAAAUUGUUCAGGUCUGUGAUGAUUAUGAUGAAAUUGCCAAUGAGUUCUUCUUUGACAGGAGCCCAUCUGCCUUCAGAGUGAUCUUGAACUUUCUUUCAGCUGGGAAGCUACGUCUUUUACGAGAGAUGUGUGCCUUGUCUUUUUACGAGGAACUUUCUUACUGGGGUCUCGAGGUGACUCACAUGGAACGAUGCUGCAAAAAAAAGUUGUACACCAGGCUGGAAGAUGUUGCAGAAAUGGAAAGACGAGAAGAAGCCCGUAGAAUCAAAAACCAUGAGCAUGUUCUGGUGGACAACACUAAAUAUGGCAUUUAUAUGAAUAAGCUGAGAGACAUGGUGGAAAAUCCCCAGUCUGGUCUCCCAGGAAAAGUAUUUGCCUGCCUUUCAGUCGUUUUUGUGGCCAUCACAGUUGUUAGCCUUUGUAUCAGCACCAUGCCAGAUUUAAGAGCAGAAGAGGACAGGGGAGAAUGUUCACAGAAAUGUUACAACAUGUUCAUCUUGGAAACUGUGUGCGUGGCCUGGUUCUCCCUGGAAAUCCUUCUUCGUUUCAUUCAGGCCAAGAGCAAAUUGGCAUUUAUUCAAAGACCCCUAAAUAUUAUCGAUGCCAUUGCUAUUCUUCCAUAUUAUGUUUCUUUGAUUGUGGAAGAUGAGAACCAAAUCAAGGAAAAGCCUGGGGGCAAAGGCUAUUUAGAAAAACUUGGGCUAGUGCUUCGAAUCCUGCGUGCCUUGAGGAUAUUAUAUGUCAUGAGGCUGGCGAGGCACUCUCUGGGGUUACAGACCCUGGGCCUAACUGUGAGGCGCAGCACAAGAGAAUUUGGACUGUUGCUUCUCUUUCUAUGCGUGGCAGUCACACUUUUCUCACCUCUAGUUUACUUAGCCGAGAGUGAAAUGAUGAAGAGCCAGGAGUUCUCCAGCAUCCCCGCUUCUUAUUGGUGGGCCAUCAUCUCUAUGACAACAGUUGGCUAUGGUGACAUGGUGCCAAGAAGCAUCCCGGGCCAGGUGGUUGCUUUGAGCAGCAUUCUUAGUGGGAUUUUGAUCAUGGCAUUCCCAGCCACAUCCAUUUUUCACAUGUUUUCUAGAUCAUAUUUGGAAUUAAAGGUGGAGCAAGAAAAAAUGCUGGAGAAGGAGAGACAUGCCCAAAACAGCACAAAUUUAACAGAGAGUGAGACAAUGGAGAAUACCCACAGUAUUGUGUCAGAAGAGGAAGAGGGGCCGCUGCCUCCGUUUGGCACUAACAACACAAGCCGUCACCCAUAAAGAGCCGUUUUCCCUCAAGCAUUAUGUUGCUGGAUGAUCAAACCACCCCAUUCUGAAAAAAUAUUAAUCCUUGCACUUCCAUCAUGGUGCCACAAAACAGUAUAAUACUGAAGCAAAUUUGGAUGAGGAAGCGUUUGUUAAAAAGGAUUCAAAUAGGAAAGCUAAGGGAUGACAUCUAAGAACCAAAAUUGUUAUGAACAACUUAUUAUUGAUUUAACUGUUAGCUUGGCAUACAGAAAUUGUUUUCAUUCAUAAUUUUUUCACUAACAAAUGAUUUUAAGGAGAGUUUACUUUCUUCUAGACAACGGCCUAAGCUACAAAAUCAUGCAUGAUAUUUUGGCAUAUGGGCUCCAAUGUUUACUGAGGAAAUUACUGUACCAAGAAUGAAGAGACAGCUCCAUUUACUAUGUUUGACUUGCAUAACGCUUGUGCUCUGUUAUUUCAUGUAUGGCUUUCCUAAAAUAAUCCUAUACCAGCAUCAUAAAAACUGUUUCUUAUUCCCAUGUACACUUCCUUAAUGUCUGAUAUAGAGAGAAGCCUUAAUACUUUCAGCUAAAACUAAAAUGUUUCAAAAACACCA